GGCGGCGCCGGGACAGGAAGCGGAAAGCAGCAGUGCAGCGGCUGCAGCGCCGGGGCUCUGCCUCUACGGGAGCCCAGCGCAGGCCGCGGAGCCGGGGCCGCUGCGAGCCGAGACCGCGGGCCGCGGAGCCCGGCCGGCAGCGCGGAGACUUUGUUCCUGUUGAAAGGUAGCUCCUCUGAUUCCCACAAGGCUUUGAGAGCUCUAGGUGCGACUCGGCGUGGAAGGAGAAAAAGUGCCUGCCCCCUCAUCAGAAGUUCUCUAUUGCUAUGGAUACCGAAUCCACAUAUUCUGGAUACUCUUACUACUCAAGCCAUUCAAAAAAGUCUCACAGACAAGGGGAAAGAACGAGAGACAGACACAAAUCACCCCGGAAUAAAGAUGGCAGAGGGUCAGAAAAGUCUGUCACCAUCCAAGCUCCCACUGGAGAGCCCCUGCUGGCAAAUGACUCUACUCACACUGAGGAAGUUCAGGAUGACAACUGGGGAGAGACCACCACUGCCAUCACAGGCACCUCAGAGCACAGUAUAUCCCAGGAGGACAUUGCCAGGAUCAGCAAGGACAUGGAGGACAGUGUGGGGCUGGAUUGCAAGCGCUACCUGGGCCUUACCAUUGCCUCGUUCCUUGGACUUCUAGUUUUCCUCACACCUGUUGCCUUCAUCCUGCUGCCCCCAAUCCUGUGGAGGGAGGAGCUGGAGCCCUGCGGCACUAUCUGUGAGGGACUCUUCAUUUCUGUGUCGUUCAAACUGCUAAUUCUGCUCAUCGGAACCUGGGCGCUUUUCUUCCGCAAACAGAGAGCUGAUGUGCCACGGGUGUUUGUGUUCCGUGCCCUGGUGUUGGUUCUCAUCUUUCUUUUUGUGGUUUCCUAUUGGCUUUUUUAUGGGGUCCGCAUUUUGGAUUCUCGGGACCGAAAUUACCAGGGAAUCGUGCAAUAUGCAGUCUCCCUUGUGGAUGCCCUGCUCUUCAUCCACUACCUGGCCAUCGUCCUGCUUGAACUCCGGCAGCUGCAGCCCAUGUUCACACUGCAGGUGGUCCGUUCCACCGAUGGAGAGUCCCGCUUCUAUAGCCUGGGACACCUGAGCAUCCAGCGAGCAGCAUUGGUAGUUCUGGAAAAUUACUACAAGGAUUUCACCAUUUAUAACCCAAACCUCCUAACCGCCUCCAAGUUCCGAGCAGCCAAGCACAUGGCCGGCCUGAAAGUCUACAAUGUAGAUGGCCCCAGUAACAAUGCUACUGGUCAGUCCCGAGCCAUGAUUGCUGCAGCCGCUCGGCGCAGGGACUCCAGCCACAAUGAGUUGUAUUAUGAAGAAGCUGAACACGAACGGCGGGUGAAGAAGCGAAGAGCUCGACUGGUGGUGGCAGUGGAAGAGGCCUUCAUCCACAUCCAGCGUCUCCAGGCCGAGGAGCAGCAGAAAGCCCCUGGGGAGGUGAUGGACCCCAGGGAGGCAGCCCAGGCCAUCUUCCCUUCCAUGGCCAGGGCCCUCCAGAAGUACCUGCGUACCACUCGGCAGCAGCACUACCACAGCAUGGAGAGCAUCCUGCAGCACCUGGCCUUCUGCAUCACCAACAGCAUGACCCCCAAGGCCUUCCUUGAACGAUACCUCAGCGCGGGCCCCACCUUGCAGUAUGACAAGGAUCGCUGGCUCUCUACACAGUGGAGACUUAUUAGUGACGAGGCCGUGACUAACGGACUACGGGAUGGAAUCGUUUUCGUCCUUAAAUGUUUGGACUUCAGUCUCGUAGUCAAUGUGAAGAAAAUCCCAUUCAUUGUACUCUCUGAAGAGUUCAUAGACCCCAAAUCUCACAAGUUUGUUCUUCGCCUGCAGUCUGAGACAUCAGUUUAAAAGUUCUAUAUUUGUGGCUUUAU
Molecule: messenger RNA, 1864 nt
Organism: Nannospalax galili (Upper Galilee mountains blind mole rat)
Lineage: Eukaryota; Metazoa; Chordata; Mammalia; Rodentia; Spalacidae
Gene: Vangl1
Product: VANGL planar cell polarity protein 1
Exons: 8
Coding region: 267-1841 (524 amino acids)
Biological process (GO): multicellular organism development
Cellular component (GO): plasma membrane
Source: RefSeq, a predicted model, not a curated record